Molecule: messenger RNA, 1472 nt
Organism: Hordeum vulgare subsp. vulgare (domesticated barley)
Lineage: Eukaryota; Viridiplantae; Streptophyta; Magnoliopsida; Poales; Poaceae
Product: serine/threonine-protein phosphatase PP2A-4 catalytic subunit
Exons: 11
Coding region: 132-1073 (313 amino acids)
Biological process (GO): peptidyl-serine dephosphorylation; mitotic cell cycle
Cellular component (GO): cytosol
Molecular function (GO): protein serine/threonine phosphatase activity
Source: RefSeq, a predicted model, not a curated record
CUCCCCCACUCUCCUGUUCCGCGGCCCCUCCCCCCGCUCCCCCCCUCUCGCCCCGCCUCGCCGCCGGCGACGAGCUCCAGCUCAGCCUGCCUUUCCCCCACGGUCGGCGGAGGAGGCCGGCGGCAGAGGGCAUGGAGCCUAUGAGCGUGGACAGCAGCGGCUGCGGCGGCCUGGACGCGCAGAUCGAGCAGCUGCUGCAGUGCCGCCCGCUCGCCGAGCAAGAGGUUAAAGCACUAUGCGAGAAGGCUAAGGAGAUCUUGAUGGAGGAAAGCAAUGUUCAGCCAGUCAAAAGCCCAGUGACAAUCUGUGGUGAUAUUCACGGACAAUUCCAUGAUCUUGUUGAGCUUUUCCGGAUUGGUGGGAAGUGUCCAGAUACUAAUUAUUUGUUUAUGGGGGAUUAUGUGGAUCGUGGAUACUACUCUGUCGAGACUGUUUCUCUCUUGGUAGCACUGAAGGUUCGCCAUCCACAUCGGAUUACAAUCCUCCGUGGAAACCAUGAGAGUCGACAGAUCACACAAGUAUAUGGAUUCUACGAUGAAUGCCUACGAAAGUACGGCAAUGCAAAUGUAUGGAAGAUAUUCACAGAUCUUUUUGAUUAUUUCCCAUUAACAGCGCUGGUGGAAUCUGAAAUUUUCUGCCUGCAUGGUGGUUUAUCUCCAUCAAUUGAGAAUCUUGAUAGUGUCCGUAGCUUAGAUCGUGUCCAAGAGGUUCCACAUGAGGGACCUAUGUGUGAUCUCUUAUGGUCUGAUCCGGAUGAUAGAUGUGGAUGGGGCAUCUCUCCUCGUGGUGCUGGCUACACCUUUGGGCAGGACAUAUCCGAACAAUUCAAUCACACCAACAAUCUCAAACUUGUAGCGCGGGCUCAUCAGUUAGUUAUGGAGGGAUACAACUGGGCUCAUGAACAAAAAGUUGUUACCAUAUUCAGUGCUCCAAACUAUUGUUACCGAUGUGGCAACAUGGCAUCCAUCUUGGAAGUUGAUGACUGCAACGCUCACACCUUUAUCCAGUUUGAGCCAGCCCCUCGGAGAGGCGAGCCGGACGUGACACGGAGAACGCCUGAUUAUUUCCUUUGAGUAAACUGGCUGCACCAUUUCUCAGCUUGUAUUGCGAAUAUCGGCACCAAUCAGUGAGAUUCCUGCUGGAUCCAAAUCUGCACAUGAGCCAACAAACAAUAACAAAGGGGUGUACGAGUGCCCCAUGUAAAAUUGACCCCCAUUGGUCAAUCCGAAAGAUUGCUGCCAUCCUGAAACAAAAGAAGCUUCAUGCAGCCACCUGCCCUGAGUUCCAGGUGAAGAAAGGGCUAUCCAUGCACCCUCUCCCUCAGUACUUUGGCAAUUUCAUAGAGGCAUGGCAUUUUACAUUGGCAAAGACUGAACUCCUAUAUGUAGCUUAAGCUUGUAUCACUAGGCUUGUAAUCUGUAUUAUCAGACUGUAAGAUAACAGUUAAUUAAAUCAUAUUUCAGUAUUUCCAA